AUGGACCCUCCCUCAGUGUCAACCUUGCAAUCUAAAGAGACCCGGUCCAGACACAAGUCACAGGCGUGAGAUACGACAGGGGUGAGCCCCUCACCUGUGUAGGAGCCAGAUGACCUCCAUGCCUGUGGUCUAAGGACUGGUGCUGAUGCCCUGAUCCUGGGCCAUUUUUGGAACGGAUGAAAGCUGAACACAGUGGUGUUUGACUGUCUCCAAUGUGGCACACACUGUACUAUGCAGUUUGGCUUAGCCCUUAAAUACCUUGACACUGAUGCCUCCUCACUGCACAAAUCUAAGCCCCACUAUGACCUUUUAGAUAUGAGGCUUGUGAGUUUUUAUCAUUUCUCCCACCCUUUUCUCAUGUAAGAAAGCAAGCAGUACAGUAAUAAAUGUUGUGUGGGUGUUUGGACCUGAAUUCAUCACCUCCUCUCACCACAUCCUUCUGUUGGCACAGUAAUACUGAUACAGUGGUGACGUCAAUCUCCACUUAUCGCUGUGUAUUCCAAUACACCACGGCCCUUGGCUGUGCACAAGUAGGCUUUGCUCUUACUCAGUGCUGAGGAGACCCACCUGCUGCUCAGCUCCCCAGGUGGGGUCUGCAAUUGCAGUAAUGAUUUAGCCAGACUGGUCAUGGAAGUGUUGGAGGGCUGAAAUGCACAGAACAGGGCAGGUAAUAUCCAUGUUUCCACCAACUCUCCUUGCUGCUAGUUUGUUCCUGCUUGAUAUUGCAGCCUCACUGUAGAUCUUUCUUAUAGCUGAUAUGGCCCUUGUGCCCCAGCUGUCAUUGCCUGUAACCUCUGGACAGUUAGGGCACCCCUUUGUCUCCCUGUUGCUUCAGCUUUCUAAUUAGAUGCCAGUGUGCAUUGAUAAUGAUUUUUUUUCAAGAAGAAAGCUUAUUUGGGCAUAUAACUGGUGGACUGUGUCUUCACUCUUUUUUUGCUUGGGUGCAAAAAAUUCAUUUUCUCAUGUUUGGAAAUAUUUUCUUCCUUUCUUUUUUUUUACUUAAAUUGAGUUCUUAAUUAGUUUUGGUUUGGGGUUUUGUGUUGGUUUUUUUUGUUUUUGUUUUUGGGCAUGUUUUUUUCUGGUGAGUUUUUGUUUGUUUUGAUUUUUUUUCAUUUUUUUGGUGUGUGUUUUGUUGUUGUUUUGGGAUUUUUUUUUGUUUAUUUUUUUUUAAGUACAUAUAUUUCCUGAAAACAGUUCAAACUGUCAGCUUAGACUGCAUCAAUGUUUGGCAGUUAUACCCUCAUAUUUCCAGAUCCUUAACAAAAAUAAUCUUCAUAAAUGUCUGUCUGUAUUGGUCCUAUUUCCUAUUCUCUGGUAUAUUAAAAACACAGCAUCAUUUACAUGUGUAUAUUAUAAAUGACUACUCAGCUUUAUUGCUGUGAUCUCAUAAGGAUAUUACAGAGUUUGCAGAUGCGGUACUUGGCAGCUGUAAAAUGCUUGACAUUUUAUAACAAGUGUCUGUGUCGCAAGGAUGCAUGAAGCUGAUUCUGAGUCCCUAUUUCACAAACUGAAAAAAUGAAACAAGGCAGUAGAAAGGACUUCUCUAAUGCCAGACUGGGAAUAAGUUCCUACCCCUGCUCAUUGCCCACUGCCAUUCUUUCCUCCAGGUUAACAAUCACAUGCUGACAGAUAGAAGCAAAUGGGAAGGGUGUAAAAACAGAGGGAUGUAGGAAAGGUGGGGGUCUCAAUGAUAGACUGGAAUUGAAGCUUGCAGGGGGCCUGACUGGAGCAUGCUUCAGAAGUAGGGCUGGUAUACAUUUCCAUUGAAGUCAUGAGGUCUUUGGCAUCAACCACCACAAAAAUAUUGCUGCAGAGCUGCAGCUUUCCCAGCUCUUCUGCACAUGUCUUGUCUGUCCAUGUCCUGUCAUAACAAUCUGGAGCCCAGCCAGGAGGUCAGACAGUUUCAGCAGUACUGAAACUGUCUGUGGAGCUCUUAGAGGUCACAGUCCUUUCCUACCACACUGAGGUAGGGAAAUAGAAGGAGAUAAAUGUUGGACUAAUCUGUGGCCAUUGGCAAGGGUAAGAGAUGGAACAGUGGUAUCCCAACUGAGGAAGCAUUGUCUCUUUGUUUCAGCUGUUUUAGCAGAUCCUACUGUUUUCUUACUUUUGCUACUAUGCUCAUCUUCAUGAAUCUUCCUUCUAGAUUACAAGGCUGUAUGCUAACCUCUCCCCAUUGUGUAAUGGCAGUCUCUGGUAACCCUGUAAGACAUCUACCCAAUGAGCUACUUGGGCUCCUUGCUUUGACUUUUUCCAGUCCCUUCAGGUCUAUGGUACCAUUCUCUGAGCAGAGAAAGAAAAGUAGGGGGGGAGGCCCUUGAAAGAAACCACAGUCCAAUAGGUAAAAGCAGCAAAGACUUUCCUUGCAUUAUCUGUUCAUAUAGGCAGGAAUAAGCAUAAAAGUAGGAAGUUAAUGCAAUAUUGUGAAUAUUAAGCACGAGAGGCCCUGCCAGUUGGAUUCUGAAAUAAGUGGUGGGUCUGCAGACCUCUCUGAGGACCCAGCUUUUCCUCUUCCUCUUCCUCUUCCUCUUCCUCUUCCUCUUCCUCUUCCUCUUCCUCUUCCUCUUCCUCUUCCUCUUCCUCUUCCUCUUCCUCUUCCCUUCUCUUUUCCCUUCUCUUUUCCCUUCUCUUUUCCCUUCUCUUUUCCCUUCUCUUUCACAAGUUGCCUUUCUUUGUUUUCCAUGGUGGCCAAGAGUGUGGAGCAUGACAGUCACAAUACUAAGUGAUGCUGAGAUGGGCUCAUGGUGCAGCCAGCAUGAAGUUGACUGAGCAGGUUUCAGAUAGCAGGUUUCAGAUAGCAGGAUAACAGCAAGUCCUCCUCAAAGGAAUGAGGAUUUGGAGAAGAGCUAUGGAAGAUGGGUGAGAUCACAAGGUGGAGUUAGACAGUGGGCUGUAUCUCAGUGUCUAGGGACUGUACCACCAGAAGUAGUGGUAAUGAUGAGAAUAAUUAUACAGAAAAAACUUGGAGAGCUUGGACCAGAGGGGUCAAGAAAAGGUGUUUACUCAAGGCAAUGUGUGAUGCAGAAAGAAGGGCUGGAGUACAGAGUUAGAGAGUUUGCCCUGCCACUGGCGACAGGUGAGGGAGAAUGGCAGGGUGCCUGGGGCUCCUUGCUGAGCUGGAACAGUGCUUCAUGGGCAGGGUUUGUUUGGCAGGAAAGAAGGGGCAGCAGCUGCAUCAUUACCCCCACAGCAGGGUGUGACACCUGUGUCUGUGGCACCUCCAGAAUGAGUCUUGCUAGUCUCACCUGGGCACUGAUACCCUGAGAGAACAUCUGUGAGCUCACAUGAGGCUGCAGGGGCUUUCUGGCUUUCUGGUGGCUGCUAAAUUUGUUUUGCUUUCAUUAUUUGAGUAAACCUGGGAAAUUUUUGAACUCCACAAAUGUUCCCUAAGUCUUGAAGGCUUCAUGGGUUUCUCUCUGCUGGGCGAUUGCCUGGGUAUUUGUUGCUUGUGGUAGAUGCUGCAUAGGGACCCCAGGACCUGGAUACCUUGAACCCUGCAUAUGAAUACAGGCUGAGGGACAAACAGAUUGAGACCAGCUCUGCUGACAAGUCCCUGGGGGCAGUGGUGGAAUAAAAGCUGGCCAUAAGCAGGCCAUAAUUUCUGGUAGCCCAGAAACUCCUGGGUCCUGGGGUUCUUCCCCAGCAGUGUGGGCAGCUGAUAUAGGGAGGGGAUUCUUCCCCUCUACUCUGCUCUCUUGAGACCCUACCUGGUGUUCUGCCUUCAGGUCUGGGACCCCCAAUGUGACAAGCAUGUGGAACUGCUGUAUUGAACCCAGAAGAGGCCACAGAAAUGCUUCAAGGGCUGAAGCACCUCUGCUGUGUAUGACAGGCUGGGAGAGUUGGGCUUGUUCAGCCUAGAGAAGAGGAGGCUUUGAGGAGACCUUACUGCAACCUUUUGUUAUUUAAAGGGAGCCAGUAAGAAAGAUAAGGACAGACUUUUUAGCACAGUCUGUUGCAAUGGGACAAGUGGUGAUGGUUUUUUAAAUUAAAAGGGUAGAUCAGACUAUGUGGCAUGGCAUAUGGGCCCUUCCUGCUGUCUGUGCAUCCUUGCAACUUGUUUUCAACGAAGUUAUGUCACCAAAAUAAUACACAUUGCUUCUCCAAAGUCUUGUCCCAUUUAAGAAUAGCUUGAGAAAACAGUGCUGAAGUCUGUAAUAGGUAUCAACAGUCAAUACUCUGCAGAGAGCACGUUUUAAGUCUUUCUGUGCACAUCCAUGUGUUUCUAUAAAUAUUUAAAUGCUGUGAAAACACAGCCUUAAAUACAUUAUAUGACUUGAGGGCUUUGUCUUGGAGCAGGGGCUGUGAGUUGAAUAGUCAUUGGUAUGUGAUGCUAUUUCCUCUGUUUUAAACAUCCUGCUGUCACCUUCUCUGAAGACUUUCAUGUAGGUUCUCUUCACUAUACCAUCAGGGCAGCCUUUCCCUGCAGUCAGUACUGUACAUUGUUCUCUCAGAUGCUACAUGGGAGGCUAGGUUUUGGGUUUGAUUUUUUGUUUUGUUUUGGGGUUUUUGUUUGUUUGUUUGUUUGUUUGUUUGUUUUUGUUGUUUUUCUUUUUUUUCUCUAGUUUGUCUUUCUGGAGUCCCUUAACUAGAUAUUUCAUGCUUAUAUAACUACAGGUAGGCCAAAUCAAUGAGUGCUUACUAGCUUUCCUCACACAGAUCCACAAUGAUAUUCAGACUCUAUUUGGCUAAUUCACUGUGUAGCUAUUUAAUCUGCAGCAAUGUCACUUCUAGUGGCAAGCCAUUCCUAGCUGCAAGAUACUAAUGAAGAAAAAUGGGUUAGCAAUGAACCCAAGAGUCUUUCUUGUUACCUGGAUAGCCUGAGCUGCAGUCACUUUGCUGCUUUCUCUGUGCAUGUGCUAGCAAGGAGCAAAGAUUUCCCUGACCUUGUUUAUGGCAAGUUGGCAGGCUGUUGGUCAUACCCCCCUUAGCCCAUGGAAUUGAUAACAUACAGAAGUGCUGAAAUUAAUUGUCUAAAUAAGGCACUCUACUUUUAGAUGUUUAAAUGAAAGCAAGAUUAAUUCCAUCUCAACCUUAUUCAAGUGAAUGUCUGAGAAGAGCUCUAAAUUGGUUGUGGGAGUCUUGUUUGUGGUUGUUUUGUUUUGUUUUUUUUCUUCCCCAGGACAUCCAGUGAGAACCACCAUGAAGAACAAACCUUGGCUCCACAAUAUUUUCAUCUGCCUUUUAUUCCAAUACACUCUGUGUUGUGAAAGCCUCACUUGUUUUGUGGAUUAUGUACAGACCCUGUCCUGUGUCCUGCGAGAUGAGUUGGGCGCUGGUUCAUACAACCUCACUGCUUCCUGGGUUCCUGAAGAAGAUCCAGAAAAUACUGUGGCUGCCUGCACUCUCAUGCAAUUGUCAAGGAACACCAGUCACACGCAGUACAUGUGCACUGUGGACAUGACUGAAUUUCUUGCAGAUACCAAAGUCCAGGUGGAUGUUACAGAGAUAGCUGAUAGGCAGCACGUGCUUUCCAAAGACUUUUAUUUGUCAGACAACAUAAAACCACAGCCUCCAUUCAACCUGACUGCUUUGUUCUCAGAGGGUUACAAUAUUUCUUGGGAAACCAUCUACCAGAACUCUUCCUUCUCCUUUUUGAAUGAGGAGCUGGAAUAUCAGCUGCGUUACAAAAGAAGAACUGACACCUGGGAGACCCAGAAGACUAAAGCUGUUCAUGAAGAUAAACGGACACUGGUGAUCCUGCCAUGGGAACUACAGGCCAACACUGAGUACGAGUUCCAAGUGAGAGCCAGACCCCGGGAAGACAGUGGCUAUGGUGGCUUUUGGAGUGAAUGGAGUUCUCCGCUGUCGUUGAAAACUCGCCCUGCCGCAGUGACACAGACAGGAGGCAUGGAAUGGCUGUUGCUGUUUGGCAUUGUUGUGGCAAUCAUGGCCUCAAUCACAACAUUUCUGGCCAAACAGCAGAGCUUGUGGAAGAAGAUGGCUUGCAUCCCAGACCCUGCUCCCUUUUUCAAACCUCUUUACAUGGCUCAUAAUGGAGAUUUUAAGAAGUGGGUUGGUGCAUCCCAUAUGAAAAUGACCUUUGAUUUCUUUGAAUGGGGAAUAGUCCUUCCAGAAGUCCUAGAAGUUUACACCAUGCAUGCUUCCAGCAGCACCCCACAGGAAGAGCUGCAUGAGCUAAGAAAGAAUCUGCCUUGCAAGCCCUGUGUGUCUUGCCUGACUACCCCAGGUCAUGGUAGCCAGUCACUGUGGUGUAGUGUAAACAGUGGUGGUGGGACUGAGGACCAGUCAUAUGGGCACUUGUCAAUUGAUACAGUGACUGUGGCUGAUGAAUUUACAUCUUGUAACUGCCAGUGCAGCUGUAACCAUGUGUACAGGGAACAUGACCAUACCAACAAGGAAGAUGAUAGUGCUGGAGAACCCAGUUAUCCCAAGAUUAACCUUGAUGAGGAAGACAGAAAGAUAUCCAGUGACUUGCAUUUGGCUGAUCUGAGUACACAGGACAAAAUUCUUGCUUCAGGCUCUGUGUCCACAGACCACCUGAGGAGCACAAGUGUCCCAGUUGAUCAGCAAGGAGAAAGGGGAGUGGAAGGAGGGGUGGGGAGCAUCCUAGAAGCCCUUUGCUUGCAGCCUUAUCAGUGGGAUUUGGAAAAUCCAGGUUCUCUACCUUCUCCUGAUGGUGAAAGUGUUUCCUACAGUGAAGGCUCCUUUGACUUCUUCCCUCACAAAACAAAGCCUGGUGACAGCUAUCCUUUGAUCUGUGUAGAUUUGGACACUAUUGACAGUGGCUUUGUGGACUCAGACUGUGGAAGUCCAGUUGACUCUGAAUUUGGGCAAAACAGUCAGACCACUUGUGGGCCCAUCCCUUUUGAGCAAGAGGGGCAAGACUUUACACGGAGCUACGUCAAGCAGUGGGUCUCCUGCCGCUCUGAGAGCCCUAUCAGUGGGACACAGACAAACUAAGGACUGGAUGAGUGUGCGGCCUUUUCCAUAGUGCACCAGGAACAAACUGCUAGCAAAAUUCAGAAGAGAAACAAAGUUUACUUUGUGUAAGCUCUAUUGCAUAAACUGACACCUGUUAGGUCCACAGAAAUAUGCCUGUUUUUAUUCCCACUUAUCCUAUUAAUGUCUCAAAUUUGUUGUGAUUGAUUGUUCCUGAGUUUUGCUGGGUUUUGUUUUUUUUAGAAUCAUAGAUCAACCCUCCCUUGAUGUCAAAAAAAAGGUAGAAAAAAGCAACUGUACCUUGAAAAUGAUCCUUUGGCUUACAUAGAUAUGAAAAAUUUUUUGCAGUAAUCUUAUAAAGAGUACAGAACUUUAAGUUAUUUUCUCUGGUAUUCUCACAUGACUUAAGAGUUUGGCUGCACAUGGAACCUUAGAAUCAUAACCCAUGGUAAGCAUGUUUUGCUAUGUUAAAGUUCCCCUACCUUUCCAAACAACAUGUGAUGUUACUUUUCCUUCUACUAUCUUUGGCUCUUUAAACUCAGCUGUAGUAGUUUGUUAAUUACAGACCAGUUUGAGACCGGUCCAUGGGGAUGAAAACUAAUUCUUAUUAAAUCAUUGCAGAAAUGCAUGUACUAGAGACUAAGCACAACUCAGGUUUCAGAAAGAUUUUCCAGAUGGAGUCUGCAAAUGAAAAGACUUCAAAAUAUAUAUAAUUCUAAAGAAACUCUCGCUACUAGGCUUCUCUAUUGAGUCAGACUCUUUCUCUGCCCUCUUCAAGCAUUUUAAUUGAGCAGCUUUUAGAAUUUUGCUAAAAUUAUCGAAACAUUGUCCUACCUGGAUAUGCCUGCCACUUCUUCCUUGGACUUGCUCUGCUGCAGUUAACAGGUCAGUAGCACAAAUUUUGAGCAAUUUCUGCUAGCUAAUAAAGCCAAAUAUGAAACUGCACUGUAAGCUUGAAUCCGUUUUUCUCUCUGACAUCUCCAUAUCUCUGAUUUGUUCCGGAUAAAUGUCUUUAAAAGUCACUAAAAAGUAAUACUGAAAUUAAACGAGAAGACCUUCAUCUUACGUAGACAUAGUGCUGCUAACCCAUAGACUGCUUGGCUCCAGAAGGUUAUAUCUUGAGAGAACCUUUGUGGUGAAUGGUGCAUGUUUCCAGUGCAUCAAUAAUCUGUUGUUGCAGUGAUACCAAUAAACUCCCUUCUCUCACCCCCUUCUCUUACCUGAGACUAUAGGCAACCCCACAGUUCCCUAAAGAGGAGAGCACUGUAGUAAAGAGAAGCUGAUUUUUUCAUAGGUGAGUGCUGGAACAGUACUGCCCUGCAUCCACAUCCUCUGGUUUGAUUGUUCAGAUCCUCCAUGGUAUUUGCUAUGUUGAUUUUGGACCCACGUGACUUAGUUUUGUCCAUAUUGUUAUAACUCUCUCAGUACAUCCCUAGCUCAAUGGCUUCCUGGGUACUGCUCUAAGAUAUAUUAACUUCUUUGGUUUCUUCCCUCCUUAUUUUCCAUUUUUCUUGUCAUGUGCUGUAAUAAGUCAUGGGAGGUGUUGUCUUCAUGUGCUGAUGUUGUUUUCAUGUGCUCCUUGCUGCUACUGGUCCCUCACAUGCCCUCCAUAAGGCAUGUGAAUCCAGCAGAGAAUCAUCCCAGCUCCACUGCCCUGAAGAGCUGACUGCCCUACACUGUCCUGUGAGGGCUGCUUACAUUGUGAUCAUCUUGAUGCGAAAGUGUACUGGACAGAAGCAUUUCUGAUGGUCUCAGCACAGUCCUCUGCAGCAUCUUCUCACAGCUCUUUUCACUUCAGAAACUACACUGUGGUAACUGACCCCAGGCUGCUUAAGAGAGAAAUUUGUGUGUUUUUCUGGGGCCCUUUACAUCUCAGUCCUGUGUGCUCUGUUUCCGUUUGUAUUGAUGGCCCCAGAACUGCUGAAGGGACUGUUUCUGUUACUGGAACACUAUCUGGCUGUACAUCUGAUAGAUGGUGGUGGUUUGGUGUUACGUUGGGCUGGAAGUUAUCUCUGCUCACCCUAGGAGGCAGACUUCAUGUACAAGUGUGUGACACAGGGGUAUUAAAAUAAGGGAAGUUGUUCCCUUUGAAUCAGUAUAUAACAAUUAAGCUUUUGGUCAGUGAGUUGUCACUGUGGAAGUGGAGGGGUUUGAGGUGGGGGGUUUUCAGUGCCUCCUACUAGCAAAUUGCAAAUGUCCCUGAUCUAGAAGUUCUGAUUUGGAAUUUUUUUUUCCCCAGGAACACGAGGGUCAAAAAGCAGGUACUGGGAGAAACACCACAAUCCAUUCUGAUGUACCAAUUUGGAAAUGUCCAUCUCCAUUUCUGCUUGGCCCCUGGCUCCUUGUCUCUUGGACCCAGAAGCUGAUACUGACAGACUGUUACUCAGUCUGUUCUUUGACUGCUUCUCUCUCUCUCUGUUCUCUCACUAGACCCAUGUACAGGACAGACUUGAUGGAUCCUGGCUGUAACAUUGCCAUUGCAUCAUUGCUGCUGGGCAUGGGAAGAUCUGUUCCUUAUACACUCUAGGAUCAGGACAAGGAAGAACAGCAAUGGUUGUUUGCCUUUGAUUCCAGAGCUGCCCUUUGAGCACAGUGCAGGAAUCAGCUGUGGAGGAAGUUCGGGCAGGGAAGCUCAGGGGUGCUGCAGGGGUCUGAGCACAGUUGGGCAUAGGUCUUGGGUGGAAGCAGUUUAGCCCCACAUCCACACAGGGCUAGGAAAUGGCUUUAGGUCACUUAGAAAGUUAUUUUGUUGACCUAUUUAUAUAAAAGCUGCAAGCAGAUACUUUUCUAUUCAGCAAAUUACUUGGCCUUUUAAAUGUUAACCCUUUAGUAGAAAUUCCUGUUUCUCCAUGACUAAUGAGAAAUUACAUAUAUAGCUACUUUAACUCAAUCUGAUAAUCAGAGCAGUUUUUCAUUGGUUCUUGAGAUUAUCUUUAAAAUCAGGCACAGUAAGAUCUGUUUUAUUAUGCCAUUGCUGCCACUGCCUGAUCAUCAACCACACAGUUUAAACUAUCAAGGGACAGAAGCAGGGUGAAAAGUGACAUUUCUUUUUUGCUGGAGCCUGAAGACCAGAAGUGUCUUUGCACUUUUGUUCUGAUAAUUUGCUGAGCACAAAACACCACUAUUGCAAUAAUUCUGAUGGACUGUGCUUGAAAGAAGGGCCAUCUUGAACAAGGUACUCCUCUCUGACUGCAAGAGAUGAAUGUAAAGGAAUCGAGCCAAAAUAGUCCUCAGUGUUUGGGACUCUGCAGACAUGAACAUACUUUUUAAAUAUGUGUGUAUAUAUGUGUGUGUGUGUGUAUGAAUAUUGCUUUAUUGCAGUCAUCCUUUGAAGCCGCUUUCUUUCUGGGAUCCCAGUAUAUCACAUCUAAAAGUACAUGGCUGUUUGUGGGCAUCAAAUUGUUGGGAAAAUGGCUCUCCAAGGAUGAAGAGAGAAAAAGGCUUGUUUAUGGGGUUCUCUUGGACAAUCUGUGCAGAUAAGAAAAUCCAACUACUCUUUCCUUAUUCUCCAGGAUAAGUCUCAUGUGACCCUGUUGUGUACAUUUGGCAUGUUUCUGUCAGAUGUGUGCUUAGAGGCCUAGAUAUUCAGAAAGUAGAUAAGGUAUCACUAAUUUUUCUUAAAGGACCUACAGAAGUAUUUUCUUAUAGACAGGGAUGAUUGUUUGCAAUGGGUAGCUCUUCUAUUACACACACUAGCAUGACAGAUUGCUCUGGAGACUGCGCUUUGGGUAAUCUUAGUGGAUGAAGGGGUGUACCUGCUGGUACAGACAUGCUAUUGCCUGUCACUGUUUUACUUUGUAGGUGCUACUCAGUGUCCCAUCUCUAGUGCCUGUUGGCGCUGCCUCUGGAAGAGAUGUAAGCAAAGGAAGGGCCACGGGAGAGCAAGUAAUUUAUGACUAAUUGCUAAGAUGUAAGGAAUGGAAACUGAGCAUUCGAGGGUCCAGAUCUGCUGUGUCUGCUCCCACUGUGCACCGCUCAUUGUAUCAUAGAAUUCUGCAAUAGCUUCAGUUGGAAGGGAUCUUCAAACCCUCUGCCAUGGGCAGCACCACCUUCCACUAGACCAGGUUGCUGCAAGCCCCACCCAACCUGACCUGGAAUACCUCCAGGGAUGGGGUAGGAAUGUCUUUUCUGGACAACUUGUGCCUUUGUCUGAUUGCCCUCACAGGGAAAAAUUUCUGUGCGAUAUCUCAUGUAACCCUGGCCUCUGCUUGUUGGAAGCCAUUCCCCCUUGCCCCAUCACUGCAUGCCCAUCUCCAGCUUUCUUAUAGCUCUUUUAUGUAUUGGAAGAGACUCUAAGUUCUCCCUGGAGCCUUCUCUUCUCCAAGCUGAACAAGCCCAGCUCUCAUCCUGUCUCCAUAGCAGAGGGAUUCCAGUUCUCUGAUCAUCUCUGUGGCCUCCUCCAGACUUGCUCUAGCAACUCCAUGCCCUUCUUAUGUUGAGGACCCCAGAACUGGACACAGUACUGCAAGUGGGGGUCUCACAAAAGCAGAGUAGAGAGGCAGAAUCCUCUCCCUUAACCUGCUGGUCAUGCUGCUUUUGAUGCAGCCCAAGAUACAAGAGGCUUUCUGGGCUGCAAACAUGCAUUGCUAGACCUUGUCAAGUGUCUUAUCAACAUCAGAAUCUUGCUCUGGGAGUGAGAACAAGCAAAACACAUUUUGAAAGAGUCUAGACCCACUGCCAAAUCACAGCCUGAAGUUUCUGACUUCAUCUGAGAUUUAGGUGAGCAUACAAGAUCAUGUGAAUGAGCUGCAACAAGAAAAAAUUACAUUGAUUAAGCAACAUACCUUAUUAAAAAGUUGAUGUCAGAAGUGGAAUAAAGCCUAGAACUCCCAUCUGUCUGCUGUGGGCUGGCAUAUAAUACCAAAUGUAUCAAAAAUACCCAAGCAUAUUGAAGAAUCUUAUGCACCUAUCUUCAUGCGAAAUCCUUGCUUCAUGUUUUAUCAGGCUUUUGUAAAACUGAUCUUACUUGCAGCUAUCCAAGAGUCAGAGACACAAAAAUCCUAUUUUACGUCCAUCCCUUUGAGCCCAUUACAUUUACCUAUACAUUACUUCUGUCUCUUUUCUCUAUCUCAUCAAGCAUGAGCUUCUUGUCCCCAGUUUUAAAGUCACUGACAGCCUCUUCUUGUCUUCCUAUCAUCUCUGUCUUCCCUAUCUAGAAGUUAACUCUAUGAUGUCAGCUUCUACCUCCCACUAGAUCAUUAAAUCUACUUCUCCUAAUCAUCCUCCAUGCUACUGCUUACACAUUGAAGGUGCUGCUUACAAUUCUCUUGGGCUACAUCAACCUCAUUCUACAAGUCUUCCUGUAAAGCUCUGCUUUACAGAGUUUCUGAAACCUAGAUGGUAUCUAGGCUACCCACAUGCUGAGACUGUGUUGUCAACUGCUUGCACUACUUCCUCUCUCAGUGGUAUCUGUCAAAUAAUUUAUUUUACCUUAUAAAUUCUUAUGAGAAAAUGUUAUCUUUUUAUUAUGUGUUCAACUGGACCCCCAAUCUGGGGGUAAAUCUCUGAAUAUUAAUUUCUGGUGAUAGAUUUAGCAAUAGCAGUCAUCUGUCUUUCUGUUAAUAAGCAGUUGAGAGCAUAUGAAAAAUCUGUGUUGUACAAAUUCUGGUAAAAAUUACUUAAAAUUGCUUUUGGGAAGUGUAGACCACAGGAGGGGAAGGGAAAGACACAGAUACAAGGCCUCAUUUCCUUGAGCAGAUAACAGGCAGAAUUCUGCCCUGCAACAUACAGAAAGGAUGGAAACACCAUUGCAA
Messenger RNA from Serinus canaria (Common canary), 12650 nucleotides. It is a transcript of the gene IL21R, whose product is annotated as interleukin 21 receptor. NCBI's taxonomy places the organism in Eukaryota, Metazoa, Chordata, Aves, Passeriformes, Fringillidae. The record is from RefSeq and is a predicted model, not a curated record. Gene Ontology annotation, cellular component: membrane; external side of plasma membrane. The coding region runs from base 5041 to 6918 and encodes 625 amino acids. Gene Ontology annotation, molecular function: protein binding; cytokine receptor activity. The transcript is spliced from 9 exons. Gene Ontology annotation, biological process: immunoglobulin mediated immune response; cytokine-mediated signaling pathway.